GCCUGUGGUGUUGACACACUACAGAAGGUAUGUUUUGCUGCUGCUCCUGAAGCUCUGACAUCACCCAGUGAAAUAGGAAACAUUUCAGGGAUGGGACGGCUUGUAUCUGUCACUUGGGCUCUGCCGUCCGUCCACGCUUCUGGAGUCACAGUGAAUGAUGAAGUCAUCAAAGUUUUUAAUGAUAUGAAAGUCAGGAAAUCUUCGACGCAAGAGGAGAUCAAAAAAAGAAAGAAAGCUGUUCUCUUCUGUUUAAGCGAUGACAAAAGACAAAUAAUUGUAGAGGAAGCGAAGCAGAUCUUGGUGGGUGACAUUGGUGAUACUGUAGAGGACCCCUACACAGCUUUUGUGAAGUUGCUACCUCUGAAUGAUUGCCGAUAUGCAUUGUACGAUGCCACAUACGAAACAAAAGAGUCUAAGAAGGAAGACCUAGUAUUUAUAUUCUGGGCGCCUGAAAGUGCACCUUUAAAAAGCAAGAUGAUUUAUGCUAGCUCUAAAGAUGCCAUUAAAAAGAAAUUUACAGGUAUUAAGCACGAGUGGCAAGUAAAUGGCUUGGAUGACAUAAAGGAUCGCUCGACCCUGGGCGAGAAAUUGGGAGGCAAUGUUGUAGUUUCACUUGAAGGAAAACCCUUAUAAAAUGACAGUCUAGUGCCAUCUGGAUCUUAAGAAGCUUCUGUUUCUACAACCUUGUCAAUUGGAAUAGUAUUGGUGUUUUUUUGUGUAUUUUUUUUUCUUCCUCCCACUGGGUCCUUCACCACAGUGAAGGAGGGAAAUAUCAUUCAUGUAAGCAGCCUAUCGGUCGUUGCCUUUAGACUGUUCGUUUUAUGUAGAACCCAAGGAAUGCCUUCCCAUCAUACUUUAGCCAAAAUGACUGGUUAUAUGCCUUUCUUGAAAUGAACACUACAAUGAAUGUGAUUAUCAAUGUGAAUAGCUUAGAUUACUGCAAAGGGUAAGCUAAUUGAAUGCCUUGAAAGUAUUAUCCACUGGCCAGAUGGUAAACUUUAUUCAGUAUUAUUAUUCAGUAUUAUUUAUAGUUACACUUGAUUACAGUUUUGUGAGGCUCAAGCUUCCGUACACCUCACCUACCUUGGUAAGCCUAUUUUGUGAUGUGGCAGCACAGAUAUAACACUAUGCAUUGAAAGCACUUUUUUUUUUUUAAAUAAGUUUAACUCAUCCACUCCCAAAAGAAAUGCCAAUUAAGUUGUGUUAAUCGUGUCAUCAACUUAUCCUAGUACCUCAGUGUUCAUUUCUGUUACCUGCAUAUCUUCUUAAAAGAAAAAUUAGUGCCUUUUUGUUUUCCAUUGAGUGUACACACUACUGAGGAAGUGUAAGAGUUUUAUGUUUACCAUGUAAGUCUUGCAACACUAAAGAUAUUCUGAGUAUUGGUCAUGAUGGCAAUUUCUGUAUGAAAGAGCCUUAAAUGGAACAUUGUGGUUUUUUUUUUUUUUUUUUUUUUUUUUUGAGAUCAAGCACACCCACAGAAAUGGCCACGGUACAAUAAAAAUUGUGGCAUAUUACAGAAUGUUGCCUUGUUUUCCUUGGACACUGCAAAGGGUUAAGUGAAGCAACUUCUAGGGUAAACAGCUAUUAGUAAUUUCAGCACUGGUCAUUUAAGGGUUUUGUUUUUUUUAUAUAACAUUUACACAUGCUGCUUUCCAGUUUGCUAGGUUUAUUUGGUUUUAAAAAGUAUUCUAAAGCCAACUAAUAUAAAUACUAUUACUAUAGAGAGAGAUAACUUUUUGUAAGCAUUAAUUUAUUUCCUAUGUAUUAAUAUGGAGGUCAGGAAGUUGGUUUUUGAACAUUGGCACAAAAACUGAUCAUUUAACUUGUGCUCUGGAUAAAUUAGGUACUUUUUAGUUUGUUUUUGAGUAGUUUAGUAGAAGAGGCUCUUUUAUUUGCUCAUAAUGAAACUGAUUUGCAAAAUAUAGUUUGAAAUUUAAUAACCCAUGUUUAGAAGCGUUAGUUAUUCAAAAAUGGGGGGGGGUAGGCGAGGUAUAGCAGUCUUAAAUAGUAGUGGGACUUGGCUUGGGUCAGUCUGCUCUCCUUAUAGAGAAUUUGAUCUGCUCAGUGUGAGCAGUUUGCUGUUAGCCAGAUCUAUUUAUGGCAAACACAUGCUUUUGUAUCUUGUCAUAGUUAUCCACAAAUGGCAAAACUGGACUGGAUUCCACUGGUAUGCAAAACAGGCAUGGUAGUAAAAACAGUCAUGGCUUAGAACUUAACCCCAUCGCUCUGAAAAAUGCUCUUUCAAAAAAUGAGAAAUGAAAACCCUUUGUAAAAAAAAAAAAUAGAUCAAAGUAAGCACUUAAUUAGAUUUUUUCCAUUAUUUUUCAAAGAUCUGAAAAGGUAAAAACUCAAAGUUCAAUGUCUAGGCUUCCACUUAAGUUUAUAUAAAUGGCUUGGCAUCUUUUCCACUGAGCAUUUUUACUUCAGACUUCGAACUGUCCCUGUGAGUCAUCCCAGGUGUUUGGUAAGGCAGAACUCAAGUAAACCAUGGGAAUACUGUUGUGUACUAAACUGUAUAUGUAACUGAUACUUGUACUAUGGAUUUUUUUUUAUUUCCUUAUUCUAAAAAGUAAGGGAUUCUAAGUUAACUAAGUUAUGUCAUAUCUUUUAUUUGAACACCUGAUUUCCCAACUUUCUUAUGUACUUUAAUAUUCUAUAAUAACUUCAGAGAUAAGCUUUAAGCUUUGGUACUUUGAUUUGUUAGAUUGACAGAACUGAUACUGGCAUAGUUCAUCUUUGAAAUGCAUCUUUGUGCAUAAAGCCAAGAAAAUAAAAUUUACAGUUCAUGUGUAUUUGAGACAAAUUUGACAGUUGGAAUGAUCGGUUUAUUUUACAAUCAUUUACAAUGAUACAAUGUUUCAGUUAGCUUUAAAGGUGCUAAUUAGUAAAAUUGAGGAUAUUUGAAAAAAAUACUGAGAAACUAUUUUACCGCUAGCUUGCAAAAUUUAAAAAAUAAAAUAUAUGAAAAUA
This is a messenger RNA of Erinaceus europaeus (western European hedgehog), 2970 nucleotides long. RefSeq names its product cofilin 2 (gene CFL2). The transcript is spliced from 4 exons. Gene Ontology annotation, cellular component: cytoplasm; actin cortical patch; actin cytoskeleton. The record is from RefSeq and is a predicted model, not a curated record. Lineage: Eukaryota; Metazoa; Chordata; Mammalia; Eulipotyphla; Erinaceidae. Gene Ontology annotation, biological process: actin filament severing; actin filament fragmentation; cell motility. Bases 91 to 633 code for a protein of 180 amino acids. Gene Ontology annotation, molecular function: actin filament binding.